This is a messenger RNA of Coffea eugenioides, 4481 nucleotides long. Its product is annotated as increased DNA methylation 1. The record is from RefSeq and is a predicted model, not a curated record. The transcript has 9 exons. Bases 511 to 4410 code for a protein of 1299 amino acids. Gene Ontology annotation, molecular function: acyltransferase activity, transferring groups other than amino-acyl groups. Lineage: Eukaryota; Viridiplantae; Streptophyta; Magnoliopsida; Gentianales; Rubiaceae.
AGUAGCAGACUUUUUUUUUUUUUUUUUUUGAGCACCAUUUUUGGCCUUCCCAAAGCCAUAUCUCCUCCCCAUUUCCUCCACUUUUUCCUCAAUUUCAACAGUUGUCCAGCUAAAAAGCCUAAAAACUCAACCCCUUGUUUAUAGUUUUCUCUGUGGAUUGGAUUUUUCUCUCAAUCUUAGGCGUUACCGAUUGCUGGUGGCCAAAUAAGAACCCUAAUCUCAAGAUUUGUUGAUUUUGAACCUCAAUUGUUCUCGUACAAAUCCUUUACCUGCGGAUAAUUAGAUUUCAUUUCAGCAAAUGCGGAGCUCCCCGCAACAGUGCCUGCUCUGAACACUGUUCUUAUCUGGAUUAUGGAAGGUAGUAUUCAUCAUUUUCCUGCCUUGUUAUGGUUCAGAAAAUCUGUCAAGUGGUUUGGUAGAAUCUUCUGGUUAAAAUCCACUUGAGUUUAAUCUGUUGAUCUGGUUUUAUUGUAAAAUAAAGGGGAAAACGAGAUAUACCACAAAAACUGCAUGUACAAUAACAUGACAAGUAUGCUAUUUGGAAAAGAAUUUGAGGGGUUGCAGGAUGAUACUUUAGAGGGAUCACUUGAUGAACACAAGAUAUUUACAGAGAUUUUUAUUGAACCUGAUAGUGGAGGCAGAAAGAAACGGUGUCUUGUUUCUGGUGUAAUCAAUUUUGAAGUCGACGGCACUCAGCAAACCGAUGGAACUUUCUGUUCAAAUAAUGCUAACUCACAAUUAACAAGACCAGAGGAUCCUUGUGAGCUUAAAGAGGAUUCUUGGGGAAAUCCUGGACAAGGACAUGGCUCCGAGGAUUUUACAUUUUCUGUGUGGAGUAACAAUGAUAUGAACUUUAAAAGAGCUAGGUUGUCAGGUGGUGACUUUGAUGCCAAACCAUCUUCGGGAGUGAUCUUGAAGGUAUCUGGUCCUUCAGAAGGAGGUGAUUCUGGAGUGUCGCAACCCACUUCUCUUGCUGUAACUUGUCAUUUGGUUGAAUCAUCUAGUCAGGGGGUGACAAGUUAUUCCUAUCUUCUGAAGCAUCAUCAGGCGGUAAAUGCAGGAGAUGUAAUUAGCGAAAAUGAAGCCUUAAAUUGUAAUUUAUCUAGCUUAGAUGGAAAUGAGGGAAAGGAUAUUGCUGUCAGUAAUGCCUUGGCUUCACCUGUUUUUCAAGAGAACUCUGCAACCAAAGUUUUGGCUGCCACUCCACCUGCCAUUGUUGCAAAUAAGUUAGGUCCUGGUCGGCCGGCAAAACCGAGGUGGAAAGACUCUUGCUUUUUGGAACUGGAUGAAGCUGAACUAUUGCUGCCUAGAAAUAAUAAAAAUGAUCCUCGCCCUCUCUUGAGGUACCAUAUCAGUUGCUUACUUAGGGCAGCGGGAUGGGUGAUUGGUAGGCGCAAAAGGAACAAUAAACACAAUUUGGUUGGAGAACAUGUUUACAAGUCCCCUGAAGGAAGACCAAUUCGUGAAUUUCACAGAGCUUGGAGCAUGUGUCGGGAAAGGUUAUUCUCUGAUGCAAAUAAUGUUAUGCGGGGAACUGACUAUAUACAGUGGACAGAUAUGACACAGUUCUGGUCCGAUCUUUCAAGUAUAACAUCAGCGAUUGAAAAGCAACUGGAUAAUUGGGAUAGUACUGCUGCAUUAGCUCAUUUGUGGUGUCUUCUGGAUCCCUUCGCCAAUGUGGUUUUCAUAAAGAAAAGCCUUCGUUUGUUCAAAGAAGGAAAAGCAGUUAAAGCAAGGAGGAAUGUAGUGAUUCAUCCAUUUGGAAAAUGUGAUUCUUUUUUCUGCUCGGAUGCCAUGCAGGGUUUAUUAUCUCAUGACUCUUAUUAUUCCGAGAAAAGUUGUAUGGAUAGUCUGAAGGCUGUCAGCGGAACUGCUACUAAAUCUAGGAGCAUUUCAGGCAAUGAAAGGAUCACUUUGCGUCAGAAUUCCUUGCAAGUUUGUGGGCCUGAUUGCUCAUGUGAACAGACUGGCAUAUGCUUAUUUGAUGUUCCAUUAAGUUCUGGAAAUGCAAAUAUGUCUCUUGGAGAACAUGAAACUGUUUCCCCUGGUCAAGAAAGUAAUAGGAGUUCAGUGACCUGUGACAAAGAAAGAUACGAGCAUAAUGAGGAUUUACCCGUGAGAGGUGCCAUAUCUAUGCAAAGAGUAAAGGAAGAGGAUCAGACUUUUGACGUACAAAUGAACCCAAUUGGGUGGAGUUGUGUUGGUGCUGAUUCAAAUUGCAGAACCUAUUCUUUGAAAGCUAAGAUAGGCGAUACUUCUUUUGCUGGAGCUGGAGUUCGAAGGAGGAAAACACCUAAGAAGUCCAGAAAGAUAUCUGAAAUGAAGCUGACUACGCCUUACAAAGGUGGGUUCAAAGAAAUAGAUGGAAAUGGCUUUAAGAUAGAUUCAGGUGCUAAGGAAUCUUACCUUGGGGAAAACAGUCUGGGACGUAGAUCAAGAAAGUCCAAAAAAUGUGGUCUUAAGGAUGAUGACCUAUUGAUCUCGGCAAUCAUAAAAAACAAAAGCUGCAAAUCUAGCCACAAAAGGUCUAUUUCCAAAACUAAACAUCUGAGGAAGCGGAAAAGCCAAAAGGGCAGUUGCAAGUUACUUGUGCGAAGUCUUAAUAGAGGUGGAAAACAUUUGAUGGAAGGAAAGUGGUCCCUCUAUAGUCAGAGAACAAUAUUGUCCUGGUUAAUUCAUUCAGGAGUUAUCUCUCGUAAGGAAGUGAUCCAGUAUCGCAAUCCAAAGGCUGAUGUUCUGGUAAAAGAUGGCUUUGUAACUUCUGAUGGGAUAUUGUGCAAGUGCUGUAAUAAGGUGCUUUCAAUCUCUGAGUUCAAGCGUCAUGCUGGUUUCACGCUUAACCGUCCUUGUUUAAAUCUUUUCAUGGAGUCCGGUAAGCCAUUUACUUUAUGUCAGCUUGAGGCUUGGUCAGCUGAAUACAAGGUGAGAAAAGGUGCCCCUCGAACUGUACAAGUUGAAGAGAUAGAUGAAAAUGAUGAUAGCUGUGGACGCUGUGGUGAUGGUGGUGAAUUAAUCUGCUGUGAUAAUUGUCCAUCUACAUUUCAUCAGGCAUGCUUGUAUGCUCAGGAACUACCUGAAGGAAAUUGGUAUUGCCCACAGUGCAUUUGUCAGAUCUGCACCGACUUAGUUGAUAUUAAAGAUUCAUCAAGAUGUCCUGGCACUCUCAAAUGCUUUCAGUGCGAGAACAGAUAUCAUGAGGCUUGCUUGCAAGGAAGGGGCACAAUAGUGGAAAUGGCUUCUGAUACUUGGUUUUGUAGUGAAACCUGUGAACAGAUCUAUUCAGGUCUUCAAUCUCGAAUUGGGAUGAUGAAUCUCCUUUCUGAGGGCUUUUGUUGGACACUUCUGAAGUGCAUUCAUGGUGAUCAGAAAGUUCAUUCUGCACAGCGCUUUGUUGCUUUAAAGGCUGAAUGCAACUCGAAAUUAGCUGUUGCCCUUACGAUCAUGGAGGAGUGCUUUCUUCCUAUGGUGGACCCUAGAACCGGCAUAGACAUGAUACCCCAAGUUGUAUACAACUGGGGAUCUCAAUUUGCACGUCUUAACUAUGAUGGUUUCUACACUGUGGUCUUGGAGAAGAAUGACAUAUUGAUGUCUAUAGCAUCAAUCAGGAUCCAUGGAGUAAUAGUUGCAGAGAUGCCACUUAUUGCAACAUGCAGCAAGUAUCGUCGCCAAGGCAUGUGCCGUCGCCUACUUAAUUCGAUUGAACUGAUGCUAAAAUCUCUCAAGGUCGAGAAGCUUGUGAUAUCUGCCAUUCCUGGUUUGGUUGAGACUUGGACAGAGGGUUUUGGCUUUAAACCCUUGGAAGAUUAUGAGAAAAAAGGUCUAAGCAAUAUUAACCUGAUGGUGUUUCCUGGCACCGUAUGGCUUAAGAAGUCUUUGUGUGAGAACGAGUCGGACCAAAAACCAGGACCGUCUGCUGCUUCAAUUGCAAGAGUAGACGAUCCAACUUCAUCAGGAGGAUGCUCCCAAGGAGGUUUCUCUCAGCAGCCUGGUCAACAAUGUGAUCAGUACCCUUUUGAAGUAGCCAAUGGCGUAGAAAAUUUUGGGUCUGCUGACCGUAUGAAAGAACUAACAGUUCAAAAUCAGGAAAAUGGAAGUUUGCGCCAUGAAGAAUCUCAGCAUGGAGAUUCUUUUCUAGUCAGUGAGCCUGCACAACACUCAGAUCAGGGUGAAUGCCAUGAAGAAGCUCAUCCCGGUGGAGAAAUUAGACCUGUUGACUCUGAUUUUCAAUUAACUGAAGGUCAGGAUUUUAGCUGUAUGGAUAAUCAUCAUCCUGCGAAGGUUUCCCUUGAUGAAACUGCUCCAUUGUUGGAAAAUGCCCAACUUCAUAUAGUUAGUUGUGUAGAAUCGCAGGAGAUGUAUGAUAGACAAAACAAUUUUGUUGAGAUUUAUAGUCUUGCAAAAUCAAUGUAGUAGUGGUCUAAUUGGAAAUGAGAUAUUCUUUUAUUCUUUAAUGUCAUUCGGAAAUGUGUUUGUCCGGAUCA